Molecule: messenger RNA, 2676 nt
Organism: Mycetomoellerius zeteki
Lineage: Eukaryota; Metazoa; Arthropoda; Insecta; Hymenoptera; Formicidae
Biological process (GO): DNA integration; proteolysis
Molecular function (GO): nucleic acid binding; aspartic-type endopeptidase activity; zinc ion binding
Source: RefSeq, a predicted model, not a curated record
AUGGCGAUACACGCAGUAAAUAAACAGGUUAAGUUACAAAUUUGCAUGAUUGCAAUAGAAAUAUUGAACAAAAGCAGUGAUACCUCAUCUGAGGAAGAUGAAGAUGCAACAAGGGAAAACAAGUUACAACUACUAACAAACUACUUGGCCCCGAAAGUAUAUCAGUAUAUUAGCGAAUCUGGAACAUUUGAGAAUGCCAUCGAUACUUUAGAAUCAUUGUAUGUAAAACCUAGAAAUGAGAUCUAUGCUAGGCAUUGUUUAGCCACGAGACGGCAACUCGCUGGUGAAUCCGUAAACCAGUAUCUACAAUCUUUAAGACAAUUAAGUAAGGAUUGCAAUUUAAAAAAUGUUACUGCUGAGCAGAAUAAGAACGAGUAUAUUAGAGAUGCAUUUAUUAGCGGCUUGAGUUGCCCACACAUUCGACAGAGGUUACUUGAAAACACAAUACUCACUCUAGAUGCUGCUUAUGACCAAGCUCGAGCCUUAGAAAUGGCUGAGCAACACUCUGCAUCGUAUUCUGGCCUAUCCGGUACAACUGCUGCCUCGACCAAGGAAACUGGUGAUCAGGACCCGAAGGCUCUCGAGGCAACUACGGCUGGUGCAUUGAAAAGCGGAAAGUGCUAUUUCUGUGGGAGAGAAAAUCAUCCCAGAACGCAGUGUCCAGCGAGAAACGUGGAAUGCAGGUCAUGUGGAAAAAAAGGGCACUAUCAACGUGUAUGUAAGUCACUGCCUCCUAACAGGGCUAUACCUAAUACGACAGCGUCUACUGGCACUCUAGCGUCCCUUACAGCAGAACCUAGCUGUUUUCAAAAAUCUAUAGUGGACAUUAAGGUAAACGGAACAAAGUUAAACGCUCUGAUAGACACGGGAAGCUCUCUGAGUUUCAUCAAUUAUUCUCUCAUAGGAAGAUGUAGAAUAGACCUGCUACCAUACCUUGGCAAGAUCACGAUGGCAAAUUCCUCCUUAUCGUCAGAGAUAGUAGGACGAUGUAUAACAGAUGUGGAAAUAGGAGGAAAUAUCUACAAAGAUGUUACGGUAUUAGUAAUGAAAGAUCUCUGUUCGGACGUUAUAAUUGGCCAUCUUACAACGUCACUCUUCGAUGUAAAUUGUAAACCUAUAGCCACUAAAUCUAGAAGACACUCUGAAGAAAAUAAUAAGUUUAUUAACCUUGAGAUCAAAAGACUGUUGCGUGAAGGUGUAAUAGAGCCUAGUAACUCUCCAUGGCGCCCACAAGUUUUAGUCGUGAGAGAAGAAAAUCAUAAAGAAAGGAUGGUUGUUGACUACUCACAGACGAUAAAUAAGUUCACAAUGUUGGAUGCGUAUCCUCUCCCGAGGAUUGAAGAAAUAAUCGCUAAGGUCUCGGCGAAUGAGGUCUUCAGCACUAUAGAUCUCGAGAGUGCCUAUCCUCAAGUGCCGAUCUUAGAUUUCGAAAGAAAAUACACCGCCUUCGAAGCAGGUGGAAACUAUCAAUUUCUACGUGUUCCGUUCGGAGUGACAAACGGAGUAGCGUGCUUCCAAAGAGUGAUAGACCAAAUCGUGCAAGACGAAGGACUAGAGGGUACCUUCCCUUAUCUGGAUAACGUCACGAUAUGUGGAAAAACCCAACAAGAACAUGAUCGUAACCUUGAAAAAUUUUUGGCGGCAGCUCAAAAGUAUAAUUUAACAUUGAACAAUGAUACUACUUCCCUACGGCGAGUGUUAGGCAUGUUCUCACACUAUUGCAAGUGGAUACCGAGAUUUUCAGAGAAAGUGCGUCCACUACUACUCGAGAACCAAUUUCCGUUAUCGAAUGAAGCAAUAUCAGCGUUUGAGAGUCUGAAGAAUGAUAUAGCCAAAGCAACGAUGGCCGCCGUACAAGACGACGUACCUUUUCGAGUAGAGACUGACGCAUCUGAUUUUGCAAUAGCAGCUACACUAAGUCAAGCUGGCAGACCCGUCGCGUUUUUUUCUAGAACCCUAACGGAACUACAACACUCAUCCAUAGAAAAGGAGGCUUAUGCGAUUGUGGAAUCCUUACGCUACUGGAGGCAUUACUUAAUCGGCCGUUAUUUUGAAGUUGUUACAGACCAACGCUCAGUCUCUUUUAUGUUUAACCAACAACAUUCAAGUAAGGUUAAGAACGAGAAAAUUAGACUGAACUUGGAUUUCAAAGGCCCUUUACCGACGAAAACUAGGAACCAGUAUAUUCUAACCGUGGUGGAUGAAUUUUCAAGAUUUCCGUUCGCUAUACCAUGUAAGGACAUCAGUUCAACUACAGUGAUACAACAUUUGGCUCAUCUCUUUUCAAUUUUCGGAACUCCUGCAUAUAUACAUUCGGAUAGAGGCGCCUUGUUCAUGUCACAAGAGUUAAAAAUGUUCCUGACUUCUCAAGGCGUAGCGACCAGCCGAACGACCCCCUAUAACCCAAGAGGAAACGGUCAAGUAGAAAGAUAUAAAAACGAUCGGGAGACUACAAUCUCCACUCGGCAUCUUGCUCCUCGAGGAGAAAUCUUGACUAAGGAUGAAGACAGUGAAAUUACUCCCCCUGAACCUCAAUCAUCGGAACUUCGAGAGAAUUUGGUAGAACCGGGCAUCACCGAUCAACUGCAGUCAUCGGAGGAUCAAGAAAAGACUCAACGCCCUGCACGUUCAAGACGCCCUCCUUCUUAUCUGUCUGAUUAUGAAACUGGAUUCUAA